AAACAAGUUACCGUAAGUCAACACUCUAUCCCGUAAUUGACGAAACUACCCCUGUUACUUUCUACCCCUUUUUCUCUCUCUCUUCCGUAACCUGAAACUGGAUCACAAUUUUCCGCCAUGGAUGACCUUCAUUCUCCUCACUCUCACUCCACCACCGCCUCAAAUGCCGACACUUCAGGCGACCAGAGCCACGGCGGAGAUUCCUCUGGCGUCAGAUCCACAGGCGGCGCUAAAUACAAGCUCAUGUCACCGGCGAAACUCCCUAUCUCACGCUCCGCUUACGUCACCGUGCCUCCCGGUCUCAGCCCUACCUCUUUCCUCGAAUCGCCGGUCCUCUUGACGAACAUCAAAGCUGAGCCUUCUCCAACCACUGGUUCUUUCUUUAAGUCUCCGAUGAUGCAAAGGUCAAUUGCCACUUCUGCAUUCUCUUUAGAGGGAAAUUCUUCUACUAGAAAGACCUUGGAUGAUAGUAACUCUGGAUUCUUUGAGUUUCGACCACAUACCCAUACUACACCAGUUCAACAAUUUUCUUCUGCAGGAUUUCAGGUUUCUGCAGGUUCCAACUUUCAACGAGGUGAACCAAGCGGGCAAUAUCAUAAUCAGAACCAAAAUCAUAAUCAAAAUCAAAGCGAGCCCCGAUCAUAUGCGUCUCCAUCUACGACCAAUUGGGAAAUGGCAUCACCAAAAGAACAAAAUCAUACUUACAUGCCUCACGAGGAAGCAAACGGACCGGGGAAGCCUAAAGAACACGGGCCCACUAUCCAAGUCGACAGGUCAUCAGAUGACGGAUAUAAUUGGCGAAAAUAUGGACAGAAAGUUGUGAAAGGAAGUGAACAUCCAAGAAGCUAUUACAAGUGUACGCAUCCUAAUUGUGAUGUGAAAAAGAUUUUUGAACGGUCUUAUACUACGGGCCAAAUAACGGAAAUUGUCUAUAAAGGCACUCAUGAUCAUCCCAAACCUCAACCUAGCCGUCGAUUUAGUGCUGGUGCUCUUAUGUCUAUACAGGAUGAAAAUCCCGACAAACUUCAAUAUCAAACUUAUCAAGCAGGUUCCGCAAAUAAUGGCCAGAAUCCUAACUUGGAGGCUAGUGGAACCCCUCUGCAAUCUCCUAGACAAGCAAAUCAAGACGGUAUGGAUGAGGUUGACGAAGAUGAUGAUGACCCGUAUUCAAAAAAGAGGCGAACAGAUUUUGGUACCCUUGAUAUAACUCCAGUGGUUAAGCCUAUCCGUGAGCCACGUGUUGUUGUCCAAACUACUAGUGAGGUUGAUAUCUUGGAUGAUGGAUACCGUUGGCGUAAAUAUGGCCAGAAAGUUGUGCGGGGUAAUCCUAAUCCUAGGAGUUAUUACAAGUGCACAAGUGUUGGAUGCACAGUAAGAAAACAUGUAGAGCGAGCAUCACACGAUCCUAAAGCUGUCAUAACCGCAUACGAAGGAAAACACAAUCACGAUGUACCAGUUGCGAAAAAUAAUAACCAUGAUCUUACAGGGUCUGGAAAUCAACGGACCAGAUUAGAGGAAAACGAUGCUCUCUGCCUCGAUCUUGUAGUUGGUAGCAGACUCCCUGAACAACCACAAGUACAUGUUUCAAAUUCAAAUUUCAGAAAAGUUGUUCACUGGAAUGAUGUAUACGGGUCCAGAGAGAAUGAAGUUGAAGGCUGCAACAAUGACCAUACUACCCUUACCCAUUCUUCUAACCCGUACCCGCAAAAUAUCGGAAGAAUAGUUAUGGGACCGUAGAAUUAGAAGAAACGGAAUAAAACAUGGCUGCUGCUUUUGCCAUGUGGCAAUGGGUCAAAAGGGUGUAUAAAUUACAAAUUUGCCACAAGUUGGUCAAAGAGGUCAACGGUUGUGACACUAGUUCGUAUUUCUUUUGUACUUUUGCCUUAAUGUUAGCUGCAAAUUAGUUGUAACGUAUCAAUUGGAGAAAAAAAAAUUGAGAUGUAAUUUAGAUCUGAAUGUAAUAGCGUAUAGUUGGUUGAAUGGUUGUGUUUUAAAGGUUUUGUUAGUCUUUGUAUUGGGAAGUGAAUAUUUGUAUUGAAUAAUGUAUGCAUGUAUAUGGUGUUGUAUUGUAGGGAGUCUUGUUCUU
Messenger RNA from Helianthus annuus (common sunflower), 2086 nucleotides. RefSeq names its product probable WRKY transcription factor 20. The record is from RefSeq and is a predicted model, not a curated record. Bases 118 to 1737 code for a protein of 539 amino acids. Lineage: Eukaryota; Viridiplantae; Streptophyta; Magnoliopsida; Asterales; Asteraceae. The transcript is spliced from 6 exons. Gene Ontology annotation, molecular function: DNA-binding transcription factor activity; sequence-specific DNA binding. Gene Ontology annotation, biological process: regulation of DNA-templated transcription.